AUGAAUCGUAUAACUACGAACGUGGACCAAAAGCUAUUGCGUACCACCAAAUUCCCACCUGAGUUCAGCCAGAAAGUCGACACAACAAAGAUCAACAUUCCUGUUAUCAAGAACUGGGCUGCUGGUGAGGUUUCGAAAAUUCUUGGCUACGAAGAUGAUGUCGUGAUCAAUCUUCUCUUUGAUCUUCUAGAGGGCUCCAAAAACCCCGACAUCAAAUCGUUGCAGAUUCAAUUGACAGGCUUCCUUGAGAAAGAUGCGGCGCUGUUUUGUAAGGAGCUCUGGGGCCUUUGCUUGAGCGCACAGAAGAGCGAUACAGGAAUCCCGCAGCAGCUUGUCGAGGCAAAGAAAUUAGAACUCAUACAAGAAAAGGUCGAGCAAGAGAGGGCUAUUGAAGCAGCUAGACAACGCAGAGAGGACGAGAGAAUUCGCGAGAGAGAUCUCGAGAAUGUCCGCAACCGGGACCGUGAUCGCAGAGAUCGAGGAGGACGAGGACGUGGCCGUGGCGGAGGCGGAGGCCGCGAUCUCGAACGUCGCCCUCAAAGAGACUACUCCAGAUCGCAAUCACCGCCAUCAAGGCAACCAUAUGGAUCUAGUGAUUUCCGUCGCAACAGACCUUCUGCCAGAGAGACGGACUCGUACGUGCCAGCCGGGGAAGCCAGUGGCCGACGAGGUGUGAGACGCCAACGAUCACCCUCCAUCUCCCGCCGUGAUCCCGGCUCAGUGUCUCCUCGACGUACAUCCCCAACCAGAGCCCGGAGGAGCGCACGACGUAAUACCUCGAGCGAGCGCAGUCGUAGUCGCUCUGCAGAAGAUCGUUAUGCCAAGCGACCACAUGACGGGCAACGAGCAGAGCGCCGACGCCGGGACUCAUCGCCUUACUCACGAAGACGUUCACCACCUCCGAAGCGUAGAAGAGACUCUUCUUCUUCUCCUAAACCAAGACGCUAUCGAUCACGCACACCCUCAAGGUCUCGCCCGAGCCGCAAAGAUCGCGACGACAAGAGCGUAUCUCCUCCACGCCGUCGACGUUCCCCUUCAUUCUCCGAAGAUAACCAGAACAAACGUGCUAAUUCUGUCAAGGAUCGUCACACCGGUAACACACGCAGCUCUAAGCGCAGCCGCAGUAGACAACGUUCUCGGAGUCGCUCUCGCGAAACUCGCAGACGAUCAACAUCUUUGACCAAGUCACACGACAACAGACGACACCUUCCUGAUGUCUCCGAAGAGAGGACCAUGAAGAAGUUCGACAAGCAAGCAGAGAGCACUGCUGGAGCAGCAGAGGAGGUGGGUGCUGAUUCUUAA
Messenger RNA from Aureobasidium subglaciale EXF-2481, 1302 nucleotides. RefSeq lists its product as uncharacterized. The record is from RefSeq and is a predicted model, not a curated record. Bases 1 to 1302 code for a protein of 433 amino acids. NCBI's taxonomy places the organism in Eukaryota, Fungi, Ascomycota, Dothideomycetes, Dothideales, Saccotheciaceae. The transcript is spliced from 4 exons. Gene Ontology annotation, biological process: mRNA processing; regulation of mRNA splicing, via spliceosome. Gene Ontology annotation, cellular component: spliceosomal complex. Gene Ontology annotation, molecular function: RNA binding.